Bicyclus anynana (squinting bush brown) is the source of this 1760-nucleotide messenger RNA. Its product is annotated as cytochrome P450 6B7-like. NCBI's taxonomy places the organism in Eukaryota, Metazoa, Arthropoda, Insecta, Lepidoptera, Nymphalidae. Gene Ontology annotation, molecular function: heme binding; oxidoreductase activity, acting on paired donors, with incorporation or reduction of molecular oxygen; iron ion binding. The coding region runs from base 24 to 1556 and encodes 510 amino acids. The record is from RefSeq and is a predicted model, not a curated record. The transcript is spliced from 2 exons.
GCGAAGUUCUCUACAUCACAAACAUGUUUUACAUAAUAGUUUCGUUAAUAGUUCUCUUUUUGUUAUACGGUGUAAGAAAUUUCGGAUAUUGGAAGAAACGUGGUAUAAAACAUGACAUACCUUUACCCUACGUUGGGAAUAACUUGAGGAACUUUUUACAAAGAAGCAGUAUAGCCAUGAUGGCAACGGAGUUGUACAAGAAAUAUCCCAAUGAGAAAGUUGUAGGUUUCUAUAGAAGCACCGAGCCUGAGCUUCUGAUAAGGGAUCCUAAUUUAGUGAAAAGAAUAUUGGUUACCGAUUUCCAGCACUUUUAUGCCAGAGGAUUUAAUACACAUAAAACGGCAAUUGAACCACUAUUAAAAAAUUUGUUUUUCGCUGACGGAGACUUGUGGCGUUUGAUAAGACAGCGGUUUGGUACAGCUUUUAGUACAGCUAAAAUUAGGGCGAUGUUUCCAUUUAUAACGGAGAGGGCAGAGAAGCUCCAAUUAUUGGCAGAAGAGGUUGAAUCUCUGGAAUAUUAUGAUGUGAGAGAGCUGAUGGCACGGUACACUACCGAUUUUAUUGGCGCUUGUGGCUUCGGUAUAAAUAUGGAUUCUCUGAAUAAUGAAAAUUCGGAAUUUAGAAGACUUGGAAAAAGAAUAUUCUAUAGGACACCUAGAGAUGCUAUUGCCGCUGCUCUGAAAUUCAUGUUCCCUGAGCUAUUUAAAAAUAUACAUUUAUUGGCACCAGAUCUAGAGAAAUCAGUUAUUGGUUUAGUGCGACAUAUUCUACAAGCACGAAACUACACGCCUUGUGGUAAUAAUGACUUCAUAGAUUUAUUGUUGGAAUUAAAGGAGAAGGGAAAUGUUUCUGUAGAAUCUUUAGAAGAAAGGGAUGAAAAUGGUGUAGCAAAGGUAGUUGAGCUAAAACUUGAUGACUUGUUACUCACUGCGCAAGUUUUCGUAUUUUUUGGCGCCGGUUUUGAAACGUCCUCAACAACUUCUAGUUAUACACUACACCAGCUAGCAUUUAACCCUGAUCAUCAAAGAAAAGUACAGGAGGAAAUUGAUAGAGUUCUUCUUAAACAUGGCAAUAAAAUAACAUACGAAUCUGUGAAUGAAAUGCAUUAUCUAGAGAAGGCAUUUUACGAAGCAAUGAGAAUGUAUCCUGCGGUUGGAUUUUUAAUCAGAAAAUGUACUACUCCGAACUACACGUUCCCUGAAUUAGGACUGACUAUCGAUGAAGAUGUGAAAGUUAUUAUUCCAAUUCAAGCUUUCCAUAGAGAUGAAAAAUAUUUUUAUGAGCCAGAUGUCUAUAAUCCUGAUAGAUUUACUAGUGCCCAAGAUUUAAAAACUAAUUAUUUCAUGCCGUUCGGAGAAGGACCGCGAUCUUGCAUUGCUGCUAGACUAGGAAAAGUCCUAGCCAUGGCCGGCAUAGCUGCCGUUCUUCAGAAGUUCAAUGUAGAGCCCUGCGAGAAAAGUGUAUUGGAACCUCUCCCGGAUCCAAUGGCCAUAGUUUCUGAAGGUUUCAUCGGUGGAUUACCACUGAAACUGAGAAAGAGAGAAUCAGUGCCGUGAAUUGUGAUUACUUUGGGAUUGUUAAAAAUAUUGGACACUUAGAAUAGUCAGUUUUAUUCAGCUUUGAUUAUCUUCUGAUGUAACAAAAACCAAUUAUAAUUACGUGGAAAGGUAUCGAAGAAAAAUAGCACGAACUAAUAAAAAGUGUAAGACUUGUUGAGCGAUGGCUAAGGAAGGAAAUAAUUGACUUACCUGGUAUUCAUC